CCCGCCCCCGCAUUUCUGAUCUGAGCGGGCUAUGGCCAGCAGCUCUUGGGGACACAUGGCCGAGGUGGACACUGGGACCGACCAGAGGCAGAAUGAGGAAAUUGAAGCAAUGGCAGCUAUAUAUGGCGAGGAAUGGUGUGUCAUUGAUGAUUGCGCCAAAAUAUUUUGUAUUAGAAUUAGCGACGAUAUAGAUAACCCUAAAUGGACACUUUGCUUGCAGGUGAUGCUACCCAAUGAAUAUCCAGGUACAGCUCCACCUGUUUAUCAACUGAAUGCUCCUUGGCUUAAAGGGCAAGAACGCACAGAUUUAUCUAAUAGCCUUGAGGAAAUAUAUAUGCAGAAUAUUGGUGAAAGUAUUCUUUACCUGUGGGUGGAGAAAAUAAGAGAUGUUCUGAUACAAAAAUCUCAGAUGACAGAACCAGGCCCAGACGUAAAGAAGAAAACUGAAGAGGAAGAUGCUGAAUGUGAAGAUGAUAUCCUUUCACCAUGUCCACCUGUUAAAGCAUUGAAUUUGGGUAGUAGUGAAAAUCGAGCAGGUGCAGCAACCAGGAUGGUUGAAAGAGAAGAAUUACCUCCGAUUGAUCAUGGUGUUCCUAUCACAGACCGACGAAGCACUUUUCAGGCACAUUUGGCUCCAGUGGUUUGUCCCAAACAGGUGAAAACGGUUCUUGCCAAAUUGUAUGAGAAUAAGAAGAUAGCCAGUGCCACCCACAACAUCUACGCGUACCGAAUAUAUUGUGAGGAUAAACAGACCUUCUUACAGGACUACGAAGACGACGGGGAAACAGCGGCUGGUGGACGUCUUCUCCAUCUCAUGGAGAUUCUGAAUGUGAGAAAUGUCCUUGUGGUAGUUUCACGCUGGUAUGGAGGGGUUCUGCUCGGACCAGAUCGCUUCAAACAUAUCAACAACUGUGCCAGAAACAUACUGGUGGAGAAGAAAUACACAAAUCCACCGGAGGAAUCAUCUAAGGCUUUUGGAAAGAACAAAAAAGUAAGAAAGGACAAGAAGAGGAGUGAGCAUUAAUAUAUGAAAGUAUAUGAAAGGUUAAUUUGCCUAUGAUUACAUACAAAUUCCACACUCAUCAAAGAACGUACUGUGCAGAGGGCAUCCUGGACUGCUCCAGUUAGCCACUUCAUCACGGACACCACCGUUAUAUUCUCUUCUUUGGUCAUAUCAUCUGCCAAAAUAGAGAACUCGUGAUGUAUUCAUGUGUGUUUCAGGCUGACUCGGAAGACUUCAUUUGAACUAAUCACCACUUUACCUAAUUUUAGGAAGGUAACAGUUGCCCAGGGCAGUACCUGAAUUAACUGUCCAUUUCAGUACGUGUCAAGUGCCUUUGUUAGGGGGGAAGAAAUGUCUCUGGAGGAAUAUAAAUAUCUGAUUUCUUGUCAUCAGGGUUCUCAUUUUGUUAAAUGAAUAUGGCCUUUUACUGCUCUUUAUGGCUUAUUGGAAUAGGAGCUCACUGAAGAUUGAUCUUGGAGAGUUUCUUCUUGUGAUUUUAGUUCAGAAGUGUGUCACCUUUCAUGUUAUAGUGUUCCAUCACUGAGCAGUGCAUCGAGUGAAGUUUCAGGAGUUUCCAUCUGCAGCUAUGUGCUGAAGUCAUUCAUCCAGCGUAUUUGCUAGCAUAAGUGGUGUACCUCAGUUUUUGUCGCAGAUUAGUGAUUGUGAAAUUUUGAAAAGUGGUUUUUCUAGCCUCUAGUUUUUUUGUUUAGUUCUUGUAAUGUAAAGCAGUAAAUGUGGAGUGUCAGUAGUCUCCUCCCUCCCCUAAAAUGUGUUGGUGUAAUAUCCUGGCUUCCUUUAUCAGCCUGGAAGUACCUUUCCUGUGCUCUUCACUGAGGAAUUAGAACUGUGCAGAAGCUAGGCUGUGGUCAAUGAAACAUACAUGGGAUGGAGGUGGCGGAACAGCACUGGUGUGGGCCGGGGUGUGCUGUGCUGUUAUGGAAAUGUGAUGCACAUUUCCAUCUGCAUUCCAGCCAUCUUUCUCAAUGCCAUGACUUUGUGCAGAGAAGGAGCAAACCUUUGAUUGGAAAAACAAAGAAAAUUCCAUUUCCCCACUAUUAUCAAAUGUACCUUUCCACCAGUGUUUCAUGUUCUUUCUUGCAUCUGCAAGUUGUGUGCUUUGCCUCUAGGCACCUAGACGGUAAAUUUGCCUUGCAGUAUAACAAGUCAUUACCUGUUCCCUCUCAGAUGUGAUCACAAACAAUUUUUAAAAGUGAAUCUGUCACCGAUUCCUGGGAUUCCCUUCCAAAGACAGGGAGCCGAAAUUAGGAGUCAGCUUGCAGUGGUGCUGGAGUUGGAUAGCAUCAGAGAAAAAAACUCAACACCCUUACACAGUAUUUUUAAUAAGAAUUUCGUGAAUACUUGCACACUAGGAUGGAUCCUGAGAAAUCUGUAUUUGUUGUGUGUUCAAGGUUGCCAGUUGAGAAGUGUCAUCAGAAGAUGUGUUUAGGACACUUAACCUCAGAUUCCAUGGGAAAUUAUGUCCAAUAUUGACUUAAAAUAAUUGAGUUUAAAAACCAUUAAUUAAAAUAAUUUCACAACUUUGGCAUAUCAAACCUAUGAUAGAAGAUAUAAAACAGUAAGAAUUUGGUGCUGCA
Phyllostomus hastatus (greater spear-nosed bat) is the source of this 2598-nucleotide messenger RNA. RefSeq names its product impact RWD domain protein (gene IMPACT). The transcript is spliced from 12 exons. Bases 32 to 1024 code for a protein of 330 amino acids. Gene Ontology annotation, molecular function: protein binding. Gene Ontology annotation, biological process: regulation of translational initiation. Gene Ontology annotation, cellular component: cytoplasm. The record is from RefSeq and is a predicted model, not a curated record. Lineage: Eukaryota; Metazoa; Chordata; Mammalia; Chiroptera; Phyllostomidae.